ACUUGUCCUAGUUUGUCUCCUAAAUUUUCUCAACCUUAAAAAAACCACAACCACCACGCAUUAGUUUCAUACACUCUCUUAACCAAUUCAAACUCUAAAACCAAUUCCAUUGCCAGCCAUUUUCUUCAGAAUUUUCUCAUUUGAUUUACCAACAUUUCUUCUCUCUUUAAUUGCGAAAAAACUCGCCACCACCACUUGCGGUAGCCGGCGCCGCAACAACAACCGCCGGUCUCCCUUUCCGACAUUCAAUUGCACCACAAAUAAAAAGAAUAAUGGCCACAGAGGAACUCCGACGAAUUUUCCAAAUGUUCGAUCGAAACGGUGACGGUAGAAUAACGAAAAAGGAGUUAAACGAUUCGUUAGAGAACAUGGGAAUAUUCAUUCCAGAUUCAGAAUUGUCUCAAAUGAUCGACAAAAUCGACGUGAACGGCGACGGAUGCGUCGACAUUGACGAAUUCGGUUCACUUUACCAGACGAUAAUGGACGAACGCGACGAAGAAGAAGAUAUGCUUGAGGCGUUCAAUGUGUUCGACCAAAAUGGAGAUGGUUUCAUAAGUGAAGAUGAAUUGAAAUCUGUGCUUGCGUCGUUAGGGUUAAAGCAAGGACGAACAAUAGAGGAUUGUAAGCAAAUGAUAAAGAAAGUGGACAUUGAUGGAGAUGGAAUGGUGAAUUUCGCCGAGUUUAAGCAGAUGAUGAGAGGGGGUGGGUUUGCUGCUUUGAGUUAGUUUAUUUUUUUAAUUGUUAAUUUUUUUUAUAUUUAAAUAGUAUUAAGCAUCAACUUCUUAUUUUUUAUUUUCAUAUGUUGUGGCAUGUAAAUAAACUUGUUGCUAUUAUUUUAUUUUUUCAAUUGUUAAAUUGUGUUUGGCUUCU
Messenger RNA from Nicotiana attenuata, 870 nucleotides. Its product is annotated as calmodulin-like protein 3. The record is from RefSeq and is a predicted model, not a curated record. The coding region runs from base 273 to 725 and encodes 150 amino acids. The transcript has a single exon. Lineage: Eukaryota; Viridiplantae; Streptophyta; Magnoliopsida; Solanales; Solanaceae. Gene Ontology annotation, molecular function: calcium ion binding.